This is a messenger RNA of Gadus macrocephalus (Pacific cod), 2014 nucleotides long. RefSeq names its product mucin-1-like. The record is from RefSeq and is a predicted model, not a curated record. Bases 192 to 1085 code for a protein of 297 amino acids. The transcript has 2 exons. Lineage: Eukaryota; Metazoa; Chordata; Actinopteri; Gadiformes; Gadidae.
GUGACCCCUUGGGGUCUUUGACAGAAAGAAAUCAGUUUGCUCAAACAUUCACUCGUUCUGUUUGAUCAAGAGGCCCUGGGCUACCAGACAAACACAGGCAAAUGGGAGUCAUGGAGAUUACUGUAACCAAUUAUUCAUUUCAGAACAAGAUAUGAUUUUUUUUAUGCUGUUAUUCUUAUGUUCAGCCCCAGAUGACCACACCUGAGGUGAUGACCACACCUGAGGUGACCACCUCCGGCCACACCAGCCCUUCUGAUGGCUCUGCAGCGUCUCCUGCACCCUCCGGCCACACCAGCCCCUCUGAUGGCUCUGCAGGGUCUCCUGCACCCUCCGGCCACACCAGCCCCUCUGAUUGCUCUGCAGCGUCUCCUGCACCCUCCGGCCACACCAGCCCUUCUGAUGGCUCUGCAGGGUCUCCUGCACCCUCCGGCCACACCAGCCCUUCUGAUGGCUCUGCAGGGUCUCCUGCACCCUCCGGCCACACCAGCCCGUCUGAUGGCUCUGCAGCGUCUCCUGCACCCUCGCCUCACUCCUGCAACACCACUUGCGCAAUGUCACCAGCAUCCUCCGCCGCCUUCAGCCCGUACAAAUAUUUUGUUGAUUCUUUGCCUCAGUGUCCUGCCUUCUUUUUUGUUUCCAAAGAAGACUGGAAAUCAUUGAGGAAGACCCAGGUGAAGCGGCAGUUCUCCAGCCUCGACUGGACUGCGGUGAUGUCAAAGGGCAUCAAGGAGGUCAACCCGUACUGCAGCUUUGCCUUCAAGCGGCAUGCUGUGAAGACAGUGGGAUCAAGGAGGCGUGGGGCCCUGUUCAAGGCUUCCGCGUAUUGUGCCUUCGAAGAUUGCCCUCUCCAGGUUGAGCUCACCAUUGACGAUGACUCCCUGAGGGCCAAUUUGACCUUCUCAGGGGAAUUUGUGAGGCACAGCAGGAGGCAGCUGGUACGCAGGCCUGGUAGUGCCAGCGAAAGGGAGGUCCUGGCGGAGGCACUCAAAAACAAGCUCCCUAGGAGCUUGUUUCUUGAGAAACUCCAGGGGCUUGGUGAGGACAUUUACGAGUCAGGGAUGGAGUCCCAACAGCAGGGGUUUUGAAGACUCUGUCUUCUGAGAAGAGAGGACACAAUCGCCUGCAUGAAGACGACAUGCUUUGCUUAAAAAUGAUGGCGGAGGAGGAGCGGGGGACUGAGUCUGCUGUAGUACAGCAGAUCUCCCAGAAGCCGAAGGCUGUGAUGCUCUGGUCUGCAAAGACCAUCAAUGUUUACUUUGACCAGUGUAAACACGACAUUGUUUACAUUGAUGCCACUGGCAGUGUGGUCCACAGGUCAAUGGGAGACCCUAAACCAUAUUAUAUAUAUGAGAUAGUGGUGAGACACCCACAUAAAGGGUCUUCCCCCCUCCCUGUGGCUACAUUUGUCACAACUGACCAAACGACAGCAUCAGUCUCCCAUUUCAUUGCAGCCUUCCUGACUGAUGCUGUGAGGCAGCAUGGGCAGGCAGUGCGAAGAAGGCCAGUGAUGGUCAUGUGUGAUGGCUAUCAGUCCUUCUCCAGUCACUCUCCAUGAAUUUUUGUGGGAUAUCCCUCCCAGAGCUAAGAGGUAUUAAAUUAUACUAUACAUACUUUAUUCAUCCCCAGAGGCAAUUUUCAGUAUUCACACAGCCAUAAAGACAGAUUCACAAAACAAAUAUAUAUAUAUAUAUAUAUAUAAAAACUUUAAAUUUAAAUGUGCAAAAAAUGUAGAGGGAUACGGGUGCAAUCAAGCUCUGUGUUUUACUCCUCUCCUAGGUAUUAUGGGAUUGUGACUGGAGAGGGACAGGCAGAUUGUGCUGAACUCCCCAUUCUUCAUAGAUGCCUAAGCCACAUUAUGAAGAAUGUGAAGAGUCUCUGCAAGAAGCAUGCUAGCAAACAUUACCAUCUAGCCAUGCAUGUGAUCGGGACAAUGACUCAAGCCCGAACCAUGCAUGAGCUUGAUGAUGUCUUCAUUAGCGCAGCUGUCAUCUUCUCCAGCCCUUGCAGUGCAGUG